AUGGCACUGCUCGGGUUUGCAUUUACGUUCGCAGUGGUCGCAGCCGUCUACUACUUUCUCAUCCUCGCUCACAUGCCCCCAGUUGACAGUGAGGACUGGCAGCAUGUCAAGCUGCCGCGGGACCUGGAAGACACGAAGGCGCUGGCGCGCGUGCUGCUGAAGUACCGUGACGACUACUACAUGUCUGUGCUCAUUUUGUGGAUGGUAACCUACAUCAUUGCGCAGUCGUUCUGCAUUCCAGUCACCAUCUUCUUCUGCAUCCUGAGCGGCACGCUCUUCUCCCCAUCCUACCUGGCGCUGCUCUACGUGUGUGCUGCGUCUGCCUUUGGAGCAACUGGCUGCUAUCUCAACUCCAAGAUGUUUCUCAAAGACAUUGUCUCCUACUACUUUCCACGUCGAUGCGCAGAAUGGAGAACCAGGGUUGAGCAUCACAAGGACAAUCUUCUCUUCUUUGUCAUCUUCCUCCGGGCGACACCGUUCCUCCCAAACUGGUUCAUCAACGUAGCCAGCCCAGUGAUUGGCGUGAACAUGUGGUCCUUCUGGCUUGGCACGUUUAUCGGGGUCGCCCCACCCUGCCUGCUGUAUGUGGAGGCUGGUGGCGUGCUUGAGGAGCUCACCAGCACGGGAGAGGUUGUCUCCUUGUCGUCCAUCCUGCGCAUAUCGGCGCUCGGCUGCCUUGCGUUGCUGCCCGUUCUCUUCAAGGACCGCCUCAAACGCAAGUUCGACUAG
Molecule: messenger RNA, 729 nt
Organism: Salpingoeca rosetta
Lineage: Eukaryota; Choanoflagellata; Craspedida; Salpingoecidae
Product: temporarily Assigned name family member
Exons: 4
Coding region: 1-729 (242 amino acids)
Cellular component (GO): endoplasmic reticulum membrane
Source: RefSeq, a predicted model, not a curated record